AGAACUGAGCUUUGAUAUUGUAAGCAAAAAAAGCACUUAUUAUACAAGUAGAAAAUCCGAGUAGUAUUAGUUAUAGGUAAUUUCAAGGUCGGGUCCGUGCCAUACCCCUGUUCUAUUCAAAAAAAGGAUGGAAGGUGCCAAAAGAGAUGCAUGCUUUGCAACACAACUCAUCCCGCACUGAUAAUCUUGCUGUGAUGUGAUGAUCAACUUCUCCAGAUUCUGCGCACUCCUCAGUACAUAUGCUAUGAGUUCAAAGUCGAAACACUUGCCGUCAUUGUGGAACUGAUCAUUGCUUUCGAAUUCAUUGAGGGAGCAAAAGCUUUUGCGAUAAACAAACUUGACAUUCCGCAGUGAACUCUUAUCUCGAUUCAUGGACCCUGUAAACAAUAAUUCUCAAGAUUCGAGUCCCAACAUAAACAAAAUCGCCAAGAAAAAAGACGUAGAAACGGGCAUUGAUCGACUAACUGAGCUACCCGAAUCAUUGAUCGUUCGUAUAAUUUCGUUCUUGGAGAUGAAAGACGAUGUUAAUACAGACACUGUUGCUAAAAGUUUGAGACAACUCUGGACCCAUGUCGAUUCCAUUGUUUUUCGUUCUAACGCUAUGCCCCAAUGGGGAUUAUAUGGAGAGGUUCAUUGCCUUUGCUGAUAGAACUGUGUCGCGGUGUGCUUGUCCCAAUAUCAAGAAAUUCGUACUCCACUUUUACCAUGAUCCCGGGGCUAAGAAUGGGCCGUCCUUGAACGAAAUGUUCUUUAACUGGGUUCACUGUGCUUUGAGAAUAAUGUGGAAUUUCUGCAACUACAAAUACUCGGCCUUGAAACUGAGCCGCCUGAGUGGUUUUACCAGAGUUCGUCUCUCAUAAGUAUGAAAUUAUAUGAUGUGAAAUUGGGUUUUUCAAUCGUUCGCCAAAUAGAUUGGCCUUCUAUGAGGAGUUUGCACAUGAAAAGAGUGGAGAUCAAUAAUGAGCAAAUGGCGAAACUAAUAUCAGGUUGUCCUCAGUUGGAAACUAUGUUUCUUGAUCGCAUUCAGCCCAUCAUCACUAGCCUCAAUGUUACGUGGAAAAUUUUGAAAACAUUGAAACUGAAAUAUGUUAACCGUGAAGAUGAUGAAGUUCCCUUGCAUAUUAAAGCUCAUUGGCUUCAAGAAUUGAUUAUUACAAAGAAGUAUAGGGGUUUCAAUUGUCGUUUUCUUGACAUGUCCUCGUUGAAGAAAGCUCAUCUCUCUUUCACAGUUUUUGGCAUUGUUGAUGAGGAUGACUGGGUUGAUGUUCAACGGUUCAAUGUGGCAACUGAGCUGCUCAAAAGCGUAUGCAAUGUCGAGGAACUAAUGAUUGGGCCAGUGCUCAUUCACGUGAGACAACUUAUCCACAAUUCUGAUGCAUUUUGUCAAUCAUAUUCCCACAUCGAAAUGGCAUUAACUUUCUUGCAUCUAAGUGUAGGAAUGAGCACUUAUUUCAAGAUCAACUAUAAAUGCCUUAUGGAUCGUGCACUUAUAAAGAUUGCAGAUGAUGAGCUUCAAGUUGUAUCAUAUAUAUGUUAACGAAUUGUUAAUACUUUGCUUGAAACAGGCCUUAUCAAUAUUGAAAUUGUUACACAAGUCGUCGCCUAAGUUCAAGUGCAAACGAGUGUCAGUUUAUGUACCCAUAUCAAAGUAUGAUGUCCCGGGGUUGGCAUGCCUCUUACAUAACUCUCCUCUUCUGGAGACACUACUGAUAAAAGUGGUGAAUGGUCGUAAAAAGGUUUGCUUCUUCACAUCCCGUUCAGCACUUUGUUACUAGUUUCUAUCAUGGUCUGUUGCCUAAACUGUACUUAAUUUGUGCAGAAAAUCAACUACUAUUUCAGUGGAUAUUUCAAAAAAAAUCUUUAUAUCAAUGAAGACAAGUACUUGGAUCAGCAAAGAAACUAGUAACAAAGUGCUGAAACGGAUGUGAAGAAGCAAACCCUUUUAC
Sesamum indicum (sesame) is the source of this 1946-nucleotide messenger RNA. The record is from RefSeq and is a predicted model, not a curated record. NCBI's taxonomy places the organism in Eukaryota, Viridiplantae, Streptophyta, Magnoliopsida, Lamiales, Pedaliaceae.